UGAGUUCAGGUUUGCAAGGUCCUCUCUUGCAGAAGACAGCCUGAAGGAAAGAGGGUGAAAGAAGAGGGGGCACAGUCCUGGGGUUAUGUCCGAGGGCUGCUACCAACACCACCACAGGCCAAAGAGAAAGCACCUAGUCCAAAGAACCACAGAGAAGGUCUUGUGCAAGAGUGACGUUGUUUUAAGGAGCGAUGCCAUCCUGAAGGUACCAGGCCCAGUUUACCAGCUCAGCAACCUCUCCCAAUGCCCUGAGGCUGUUGCCCCCUCAUUAAACUCUCUGUCUGUUGGCCUGAAAAAGCAAACAUUAGCCAGCUUGCAUUAGCCACUUAUUAUUUACCUGCACUUUUUAGAAAGCGUAUAGUCGGCUAUCAUUUCUAACCACUACCCCUCACUCACACAAAUGACUGUCACCUACAGGUAAGGGCUCAGUGUAUACCUGCAACAUCCAUUAGGCUUUUCUGACAUCCCAAUUUAACUAGAAGCAAUUCACCCUUUUCCUGGGAAAGGAUUCAUUUUUCAUAAUGCAUCGUGCUCAAGUAAGGAUGAACCUGGCCAAAAGUGGGGAGUCAGCCCCUGAGCAAUCUGUCUCAUCAUCUCGAAGCUUCGGAAGGCCUCUGACAUCUCCCCCAAGCCCUGGCUUGUCCCCAAGACAUGUUAAGGUGACUCCGGAGACUGGGCAGCCGCAGCCCUCACAGCCCCAGUUUAUACGUAAGCUUAAGAACGCUGCCGUAGGCACGGGCUGUGACAUUCGCCUAAAGGUGGCAGUGUCCGGGUAUCCCUUGCCAAGUCUAAACUGGUACAAAAAUCAGGAACCUCUUAAUCCUGAUGGAGACGAAUACGGGACACUGUGUAUCAGGGACACUAAGAUGGAGGACGCUGGAGUAUACACCUGUGUGGCUCAUAAUACUUCGGGAGAAUCCACCACUAGCGCAGUACUCGCCAUCAUCGACUUAGAAGACUCUGAGCCGGGGGAGGAAGAUGCAGGCGGUCCGCAGUUACAGCGCACAAUACGGGCACCGAACAACACACCUCUGGGAACUCCGUCCGGGGAUUCAGACACUCUCCUAGCCAGCUCCCUGCACACCACUCCCAGCACUCUGACGGGACUCUCCCAGACGGACGAGCUCUCUGAUUGGUCAGGGAGCCAGCAGACGGUAGUAGAGAGGGACCUGAGAAGCUCAAGGCAAGCCACUACUCAGGGUGGAGUGGCUCGCCACCUUGGGGUGGAGCCUCUCAUCCCUGCAACAAGCAAGGAUCUGCCUGGCAGUGUCUGGGGGUCAGAGGUCAGCCUUUCAGGGUUCAGCGACCUCUAUAGCAGCGCCUUCAGCCUUUACCGGGGUAGAUCUUGUGCCAUCCGGGUCUUUUUGCCAGAGGGUGGCUUGAGGAGGGGGAGUAUCAAUGGCAGUAUCCCAGACUCUCCCCAGCCACAUCUUAACCAGAAACCUCCCAUCCUACCUCCUCCCUCUCCACGCCUUGGCCAACGUCCAGCGGCCAUCGUUAUACCUGGACGUGGACCAUCGACCCCACUAACACCAAGAAAGAAAACAGUGAUGCCUUCACAGUACCAAGACACAGUCUCUGAAGAGUUUGAAGAGAAGGUUAAAAGGCCAAAGUCAUCUGCUGGUUCUCAAGUCAGUGGGCAAGAUUCUCGCCCAGUUACUCCAGUCAGUGACACUUCAGGACGAAUGUCCAUCCUACGUGCAUCACCUAAGCUAGUCCGUUCAGGUUCCAAGAUCUUUGAAAGAUUACGUACUGUUGAAGAAAGGAGAAAAAGCUUGGAUCAGACUGACAGUCCAUUCCUAGUGCAGUCUUGGUUGCCUAUACGGAAGGCAAGGUCCUUUGACCAACCUGGGGCUGAUGGCCUGGCUGGCAGUUUAGCAUCAUCCAGUGAAGAGCUAAGGGAUGAUCUGAGAGAUGGCGUGAGGUCAGAAGUGGGAGGGUACACCUUGAGAUAUCCUUCAUUAAGACAUAAGACGGCCUCGCUUGAUGAUAGAGGUGCUUUUUCAGGACGCCUUAGUGACAUCGAAUCCCGUUUUUCACAGGAGCUGUUGCGCAUCAAGAAGACUGUUUCUCAACAACAACUCCUUCGAUCAUCACAGGAUCUGUCCCGUAGAUCACCAUCUCCACAGAGAUCAUUGACUGUCCAACAAGUACCAAAGGACCCAAUGCCAACACAGGUUUCUCCAGUCACUAAGACUCUUACAGUUGAGGAUAAAAAGCCAGCAACUUUGGUCACCACACGAAAGCCAUUUGUAAGAAGCAGUGCUACAUCCAACCAGGUUGCAGACGUCCCAGAACGUCAGAAAGUCACAAGUCAACCAGCUCCAUUUACAGAAAAACCAUCAAAUGGUUCUGCUGUCCAUCAUGACAUCCUAAAGCAAACAGAGACCAGAUUCACAUCACAACCACUAACAGACAGAAUUAUUACUCCCAAACCAGUGACUCUUCAUAUGUUACCACAAAAGGAGAAUAUCUCAGCUUUACAUGUGAAGAAAUCACCUGAGCCUGGAAGAGAACUUACUCACACCAGCACACAGGCUCCACCAGCUUUGGAGAUAGCACAUAGAGGAAUAGGCCAUACAAAGGGACCUUUGGCGGUUGAGACAAGGUUCCUCCCUUGGGCUCAACCUCCAGUGGACAAUGAAAAAAAUCAAGGGAAGGGUGGGGGGCAGACCAAAAAGCACAGUGACGCCAAAAGCAGCAAAAACACCCGGAGUAAAGGGAAAAGUCGUCGGAACCGACCUAUGUCUCCAGAACUAGAAUCGUCAGAUGAUUCAUAUGUCUCAGCGGGAGAAGAUCCCCUGGAGGCCCCUGUGUUUGAUAUUCCCCUGCAAAGCGCCCUUGUUAAUGCCGGAGCUGAGGUGCUGCUGAAAUGUGUCAUAUCCGCAAACCCAAGCCCAGAAGUGUCAUGGAGGAAAGAUCGCAUCCUACUGAAAAACAGCCCAACGCACCAGAUCCGUACAGAGGGUGAGAGGCACACGCUGCUUCUCCGCUGGGCCUUGCCAUCCGACUCUGGUAUUUAUACAGUGACUGCUCGAAACGAGGUGGGAGAAGCCAGCAGCUGUGGAGCCCUGACGGUCCGACCAGCACCUUCCAAAGAAUCCCCUGCCACCCGUGGAACUCCGCGUGACCUAGUGAGCCCCAUCACAUCUGAUGAUGAAUAUCUGAGUCCCCAGGAAGAUCUAAGUGAACCUACAACCCCCCAGCACAAGAUGGCAGGCAAAGCACCCACUCAGCACACAGUGACUUUCAAGGCACCCCCAUCCUUUAAGGUGCCACUACAGGACAAGUGGAUACUGGAGGGCCAGGAUGUCACACUCAGUGUCCAAGUUCUUGGGGAACCUAAACCUAUUAUCAACUGGCUGAAAAACAGGCAGCAGGUGAAAGCUGUCGGACGAUAUCGCAUAAAAGAGAGAGACGGGGGCUUUUUCUCACUCCACAUUACAGGGGCUGAAAAGCGAGAUUCGGGAUAUUACACGUGCAAAGCAAUAAACGAGUAUGGAACCAAGCAAUGUGAAUCUAAGCUAGAAAUACAAGCUCCCUCUGGAAGUUCCAGUCUCGAAGUGGUCACCCCGUUGCGCGAUGUGAGUGUGUGCGCUGGGGAGGCAGCUGUGUUUGAAUGUGUGGUGACUGGACCACCUGAUCUCGACGUGGAUUGGAUGUUCCGUGGAAAACUGCUACAGCCGGCACUGCUAGACUGUAAGAUGCGUUUCAACGGGAAGCAGUGCAUCCUUCUGCUAAACUCUGUCCAUGAGGAUGACAGCGGUGUCUACACGUGUAAACUGAGCGCAGCAAGAGAUGAGCUGACAUGCAGUGCGAUGAUGACUGUACGCCCUUCACUGGCGCCUCUGUUUACUCGGAAGAUGUCAGAUCGAGAAGCGGUGGAAGGCCGCAGUGCCAGGCUGGAUUGUAAAAUCAGUGGCACCCCACCUCCUGUAGUGUCCUGGUCCCACUAUGGUCGCCCAAUUGAGGAGUCGGAGGCAGUCCAUAUUGUGAAGGAAAGGGGUCACCACACGUUACUCUUCACUCAGGUGGCCUUUGAAGAUGAGGGACAGUACACAGUGACAGCUGUCAACCAGCAUGGGAAGGCUGAGUGCUCUGCAGAGCUUUACGUAGAGGCCCCACGUCUUGCAGCUUCCUCUCACAUUUCCAAGCUGGAGAAGAUGCCCUCCAUCCCAGAGGAACCUGAGGUCCAGGAGAGUGAAGUGGAGGGAGUUGUGAUGCCGGAUUUCCUACGGCCCUUGCAGGACCUGGAUGUGGUAGAGUCUCGCGAAGUUCAGUUGGAGUGCCAGGUGACUGGAAUGCCGUAUCCCACAAUCACCUGGUACCACAACGGGCAGAAGAUUGAGAGCUCGGAGGAUCGCAGGAUGACUCAAUUUAAGGACAUUCACCGUCUGAUGUUCCCUUCGGUCAGCCAUUCCCAUGCUGGUGUUUAUAAAAGUGUUAUUUCAAACAAGGUGGGGAAGGCAGCCUGUUACGCUCACCUGUAUGUCACAGACGUGGUACCCAACCCUCCAGACGGCCCACCUGUCAUCACUUCUGUCACUGGAAAGAUCGUUAAACUGAGAUGGAACCCUCCGAAAAGACUGGAUCCUGCGAUAGACCCGUCUCAGAUCACAUACUCAUUACAGCAGCAGGUUCUGGGAUCUCCCCAAUGGACGGUCAUAGCCGGCAAUCUGAAGGACACCAGUUACAUCAUCAAAUCCCUGACUGUAGGACACACGUAUCUGUUCCGGGUUGUCACAUGCACGUCAAACGCACACAGCAAGCCAUCACCAAGCAGUCAGAGUGUGAGUCUGCUCGACAGAGGUCCCUACCUACAGGAGGCUCCCAUAAUUAUUGAUCGCUCUGAACUCUUGUACCUGGUGGAGAAUCAGCCCCUGUGUGUGACCGUUACCCUUAAUCACGUAGAGGCUGCAGUCACCUGGCAGAGAGGUGGUACGGUUCUGCGCGAUAUCGAUGGCGUGUGCGAGACUACUAUGCCAGAUGAUCACCAGCACUCUCUCACACUACUCAAUCCGAAAAAGUCUGACAUUGGCCAAUUGGUAUUUGAAGCCAGGAACCGUUACGGAUCCGAUCAUUGCACCAUCUCCAUCGAGAUGGCAGAACCUCCUCGCUUUGAGUCGAUCAUGGAAGACAUAGAGAUUGGCACUGGAGAGACGGCGCGUUUUGUGGUGGUUGUGGAGGGAAAGCCCAUUCCAGACAUCAUGUGGUACAAGGAUGGAGAGCUGUUGGCUGAGAGUGGACAUUUCAGCUUUGUGUACGAUGACGCAGAAUGCUCCCUUGUGAUCCUUAAUACCGCACCUGGAGACUCUGGCGUCUUCACCUGCACCGCGCGCAAUGUGGCGGGAGAAAUAUCCUGCAAAGCUGAACUGCAGGUUUACGCAGAGGAUCGAGGGGCUGGGUCGUCCGUGGAUGAAUCCAGCAAACUGAAAGUUCGUGGAUUGAGUGAUUACUACAAUAUCCUCAAGGAGAUCGGGAGAGGCUCUUUUUCAUAUGUACGUCACGUGAUAGAGAAGAACACGGGCAAUGAAUUUGCAGCCAAAUUGAUUUCUUGUCCUGGUGAAGCAAAGGAAAACGCACGCAAAGAAGGAAAGAUUCUGUCUCAGAUCAGCCACGAGAGGUUCACACGCUUCCAUGAGGCAUUUGAGAAGAAGAAUGCUCUCAUCAUCAUCUUGGAACUCUGUUCCCAAGAGGAACUUCUCGACAGAGUGACCAGAAAAUCUACAGUCUGUGAGUCAGAGAUCCGUUUAUUUGUGCGUCAGAUUCUUGAGGGUUUGCGUUAUCUCCACCAGCAAAGCAUCCUCCAUCUAGACAUAAAGCCAGAAAACAUUCUUAUGGCCGAUUCAAACAGCGAUAACAUUCGGAUCUGUGAUUUUGGAAACGCCCAGGAGAUCACACCGCUGGAACCUCAAUACUGCAAAUAUGGGACCCCUGAAUUUGUGUCACCUGAGAUUGUGAACCAGAUGCCUGUCGGGCCAGUUACAGACAUAUGGCCAGUCGGGGUCCUGACAUAUUUAUGCCUUACAGGAGUGUCUCCCUUUGUUGGUGAGAACGAUUACACCACCCUGAUGAACAUUCGCAGCUAUACAGUGGCAUUUGAGGAGAAGAUGUUUGCAGAUUUGACACGUGAAGCCAGGGGAUUCCUGAUAAAAGUCUUGGGCAAUGAGAAGCUGAGACCCAAUUCAGAAGAGAGUUUGGAACAUCCAUGGUUCAAGACAUUGGCAAAAAGCAAAAGUUUCUCCACAGAUCACAUGAAAUUAUUCCAAUCUCGUCGCAAAUGGCAGCGCUCACUUAUCAGUUACAAAUCCAAUAUGGUGAUGAGGUCCAUUCCAGAGCUUCUACAGGACAAAACCAACCACUUAUCCAUUGCCGUACCCAGGCAUCCAAAGGAGUCAUCUGGCCUUUCAUCCUCUUCAGAUUCUGAUGAUCUGGAAGAACUUCCUUUUGUCCCAAAGCCCUUUCAAGUCCAGUUCUCUGGCUCUCGUAUGUCCCUCAAUGAAAUUCCCACAGAUGAGGAACUACCACCACUGACUGCAGAAGAUGGCAUCAUUCUAGAAGAGGAAGAUCUAGAGGAGAAACUUUCAGAAGCAAUCAGCAAUAUCGCAGAACCGGAAAUCCAGCAAAAGGAUGCUGCAGGGUCAUUGCCUAAACAUGCUAAAGUCAUUACAAGGAAGCGGUCAAGUGAUGUUGAAAGUUCCUCUUCUUCUGACGAAGACAUCUCAGAAAGUCAAAGAAAGCAGCAGCAUAAACCAAAGUCUCUUAAAAAGGGAUCCAGUUUGGAUUCUUCAGAAUCUCCUGAUGGAGAACUUGCAGUUGCACGCCGAGGUGAACUGAGAAGGGGAAGCUCUGCAGACAGUGCCCUUUUGCUAAAUGUUUCCACAGAGGAUGGAGAAGGAAAAGAUCGACUAGACAAGGGCAUGACUAAAGCAGCCUCUAUGGAACUACCUACCCGAAGUCGGAGUCCAGGAAGGCUAGAAGAGAGGGGGUCAUUGCGCCGAAAGUUAGGGUCAGCUGAUGAAGAGUAUGCUCAGAGACUAGAGAUGAUGAGACAAAGGUUAUUAAGGGGGGGCUCUGCAGAUAAUAAACUCAGUGGACUUAGAGGACCCUUGAUGGAAACACUCUCUGUUGACAAAAAACGAGCAGAGCAGCUAUCUGGGCGUACUCAGAAACCAGACAAAAUGCCUUCCUCACCAACUCUUAUUCCUACAAUUAAACUGACCCGUGCUGCAUCAAGUGAGGCUGCCCCAGGCAGAGAAACAACAGAAGAAAAAGUCUUAAGAAAAACCAGUUCAUUUUCACAUGGAGACACAGAACCACUUGUAAUGCAUCGGAGGUCAGGAGCACCGCUGGAAAUCCCUGUUGCUCAAAUGGAGGCACAGCGUCUUAAAGAAUCUCCUUCUCUAUCAGCCUUGACUGAUCAGUCACGAUUGGAGUCCCGUCCUGAAACUCCACGUGAAACAACUCCAAAAUCAGUGACUCCUGAGCCAAGUCAAUCAAAGGAAGAAACUGGGGAAUCAGAAGCCCAGAUUUCCCAGGGAACUGACAGAUCUACUGCACCUUCCCCUCAGGUAAUUACUGAAAAGGAGGUUUACCCAGCAAAAGACUUGGAAAUCGGACUUCCGAAAAUGACACCAGUCAUGGAGGAUGUAGUUCCAAAGAAUGAAAUACCAGGUAUCCAAUCAGAUAAAGCACAUGGUAAAUCACCACGAGUUGACCAGAUAUUGAGCAAACCAGAUGUUGUUGCAAAGGCAACACCACUUAGGGAGCCUUUACCAAAGGAUCUUCAACCAACACCAAAGAAUGAUCCUUUACCAAUUCCAAUGCUAUCAAAAGAGCUUCCUGCAUCCAAAAUAAAGCAGCCCUCCCCAAAACCAGUACAGACAAGCAAGACACAAGAAGAACUAUUGUCUGUUCCAAUUGAGAAUACAAAGUCUUUGGCAGCACAAUCCAUUGUGUGUCCACCUGCAUCGUUACAUGUAAAAGAUAUUUCAUCGGGGCCAGGGCAAAGAAAAGCCUCUUUACCAGGACCCGUGCAAGUAAAAGUUACAUCAGCAGAACCAAAAAAAGGAAAAGGGCUGUUACCAGAAUCACUACAAGCAAAACGACCUUCACUGGGAUCAGUGAAGGUAACAGAGUCCUUACCAGUAUCAGUGGAAGUAAAAGGGCCUUCACCAGGAACAAUACCAACAAAAGGCUACUCAUCAGUUGCAGUCCCUGUUACUUCCUCUCUUUCUGCAAAGGUUAAAGAGCCCCCAUUUACGGCAACGAGAGCUCCAUCUACAAAAUUGAAACCAGUGAGAGAAUCACCAUCUUCACCUGAACCUCAAUCAGUUAUUAAUGCAGCCGCAGCUUCACCUUAUGCUGAGAUGAUACAAUCUCUACAAAUACCAGAUUUACAGGAAGGUCUUGAAGAAACUGAGAAAUCUACAAAAAGUUCAAAAAACACCUCAUCACCUCAUUUGAGUUUACAGGAAACAUCUUUCGUCUCUACGGACAAGCCCGAUUUACCCUCUGCUACCAAUGUGGCUUCAAAAGUGACCAAGAAAGUGGAAAUAACAGAGCCCAAAAGUAAGCUUGAGAAGACCUCAAGAGCUCCCAGCACAGAAAAUGUCCCCUUAAUAAGCAACAUUGAUUCAGAAGAGGUCUUCGAAGCAAAAUUUAAGAGGAACAGAGAGUCUUCUCUGACUAAGGGACUGAAGAUUCUCACAAGGACCUGGUCUGAAGAGAAGAAUUUAGCAACUGCACAAACAUCCAGAGAAGAAGAAAUGUACCGGCCUAGUCCAGUGGGUGUACCACUUGAAUUUCUUGUUCCUGCAGCUCUUGGUUUAGAUGAUAGAUCUAGAUCUGUGCAGGAUCUAGCAUCUGCAGAAAGAGACCCAAGCUUCAUGAGAAGACUCUCUUUGCGUUUUAAGAGAAGUCCAACAACAGAAAGGAAACAGAAACCUGCAGAAGAGACUAAUGGUGGGGGUAGUGGUGGCAGCAGGCGUCUUUCUUGGAGUAUAGGACGAGGAAGCUCUAAAGAAAAGAAAGAUACUGAAAGCUUGAAGUCAGAGACAGGGUCAAUUGAGGCAAUCACAGAGUCUUAUGUUAAAGAACAGAAGAAGGCUAGUGAAUCGCCUGUAUUGGCCAUUAGAAAGAAGAUUGGCAACACUAUGGACCGUCUGUCUAUGAAGCUGAGAAGUCAGUCAGAGGAAAGAAGAGAGCUUGACCGAUCAGAAAGGAAAGAGGAUAGGCCAGAAAAACGGACACCUCUGAUGUCAUUGCUCAGGAGAUCCACCUCAGAAGGAGAGAACUUGCGACAAAUUGGAAUACCCCAAAACCAGCUUGCCUCUCAAUCUGGAUCUGCACCUUCUACAGAAUCAAUCGAAUCUGGAUUUAGCGUCCAAUCAGAAAUGGUUAAGGAUGAAAGGAGAUCAAGGUGGGAUCGAUGGGGACUGUCUCGCAGUAAGAAGGAGAAGAUGACCUCCCAGCCGAGUAUUCCAGCCAGUCUCAUGCGAGAGGAUGGUAGUAUAGUGGGCAGACAAUAUAUCCGCAAUGAAUCAGACUUCCAUCCAGUUUUCCACAUCAAACUGAAAGACAUGGUGGUUUUAGAGGGGGAUUCGGUGUCUUUGUCUUGCCUUACUGCUGGCAGCCCAGAACCACGUAUUCUGUGGAAGAAAGAUAAAAUCGUCAUAGAGUCAGGUGAGAAGGUCACUAUAAAGUCUUCUCAGGAAGGACGCCAGGUCCUCACUAUCUCUUCAGCAGGACAGAGAGAAGCAGGGCUCUAUGAAUGCGUGGCCGCCAACGCGUUGGGAAGCGCUAUCAGUUCCUGCGCCUUAGCUGUUGCACGUAUCCCUGGCCCACCUGGUACCCCAGAGAUCCCCCAGAAGUAUAAGGAUACUGUUCUAGUUCUGUGGAAGGCUUCAGACCAUAGCUCCCCCUGCACUUACAUCUUGGAGGCACUGAUGAAUGGGAAAGGAGAUUGGAAGGUGAUGAGCUCUGGAAUCACAGAUUGCUACUUUAAUGUCACUGAGCUCCCACCAGGUUCUGUGAGUUUCCGUGUGGCUUGUGUCAAUAAAGCUGGUCAGGGAUCCUACAGCCACAAGUCCAAAAGCAUUCUCAUAGAGGGAGAUGGGAACAAGCCUGCAGCAACAUUUAUCCCAAAAACAAGACCUUCGGUGCCUACAGUUACAGCUUUUGGACCAGUGGCUCCCUUUGGAACAUCUUCUUCAGCACUUCCUACCUCUACAGUAAUCUCCACUUCCAACCUGCCACCAUCAGUUGGGUCUGCUCCUGCAGUUUCCACAUCUACUACAACAAUCUCAACAAAUACAUCUCCAUUACAACUUCCAGCUAAAGGACCCCCACCGCCAACGCCUCCAAGAAGACACAGAGGUUUUCUAUCCACUCCUCCUGUUGCCCACAGGCCAACUUUUAGCAAAGCUGAACCUACAUCACAAGUUUUGCCUGUUAACAAACUUCAGCCCUCUGAGGUUUCUUUGGCUGGGGCUGCAGGUUCUCAUGUUACUACAGUAACAAUGGCUGUGACUCCUGGACUUCCUGUGUCCAAUUUACGGGUUCCACCACCUCCUCCUGUGCAGCAAUUGAAACCUGAUUCAGAACUGGCUGGUAAAAUGGCCCCCACCUCCAGCAUGCUACAAGUUAAAUCUCCCACUCCACCACCAGAGCCACCGCAAAAAAAUUCCCCUGUACCAUUUGAGCCCAAGGUUAAAACAUUUGCAGCCCAUCCUUCCGCAAAAUCUCUUGUGCCAUCAACUCAACCUUCUAUUAUCUCUAGAGAGCAACGGAUACCACCACCAGUUCCCGCAAAGCCUUCUGUUCCAAUUAUACUGCACAUUCCCCCUUUCAAAUCCUCAACUAGUCCUACACCAAUAAGCCCCACUUCUAAAACCUUACCGUCUUUCCCAUCUCCUCCCACCAGCCCUAUGUAUAAGCCUUCAUCUCCUACCUCCCCGGCUUACAUGGUCACCUCUUUUGUAUCUAUACCACCUUCUACACCUACAACAGAAACUGCUCCUCUUGAGCCCACUGCCCUAGUAGCUCAGACUGUCCCUACACGCAUUCUAGUGAAGAGUGUCACCCCUAGUAGAGAUUCAAGAUUGACCCCUGGAGGAAGAGUCACACCUUCUGGCAGAGAGAGCGCCCUCCGACAAGGGGUACCACAAAAACCUUACACCUUCUUGGAUGAAAAGGCACGGGGUAGAUAUGGAGUGAUUCGGGAGUGUAAGGAAAAUGCCACUGGAAACAACUUUAUGGCUAAGAUUAUUCCAUACGAGACAGAGAACAAGCAGAGUGUUCUUCAGGAGUACGAAGUUCUAAAGUGUCUUCAUCAUCAGAGAAUCCUGAGUCUACAUGAGGCUUACAUCACCCCUCGCUACCUUGUUCUUAUUUCUGAGCAUUGCACUGGUCGGGAGCUCCUCUACUGCCUGGUAGAAAGGUUCCGUUAUUCUGAAGAUGAUGUAGUGAAUUACCUCCUGCAAAUCCUACAAGGCUUGGAAUACCUGCACGAACAGAAGAUUCUUCACCUCGACAUCAAACCAGAGAAUAUAAUGGUGUCUUACAUGAACACUGUGAAAAUCAUUGACUUCGGGAGCGCUCAGACGUUCAACCCACUAGUACUGCGCCAGCUUGGAAAACGCGUGGGAACCCUGGAAUAUAUGGCUCCUGAGAUGGUUAAAGGGGAUCCUAUUGGGCCUGCUGCUGAUAUUUGGGGUAUCGGAGUUUUAACCUACAUUAUGCUGAGUGGUCGCUCUCCUUUCUUUGAACUGGAUCCUGCGGAAACUGAGACGAAGAUCCUUUCAGGCCGAUUUGACAUUUUUAAGCUUUAUUCCAACGCCUCUCAGAGUGCUUCCCUUUUCAUACGCAAACUUCUGUCCAUAUAUCCUUGGAGCCGACCUUCCCUUCAUGAGUGUUUCUCCAACCCCUGGCUUCAAGAUGCCUACCUGAUGAAGCUACGACGCCAAACCCUUACGUUCACCACAAACCGGCUAAAAGAGUACUUGGUAGAACAGCAAAGAAGACGCAAUGAGACUGCUACCAAGCACAAAGUCCUACUUCGCUCCUACCACGGCACCCAGCCUCAAUCUUCUGUCACCCAGUGACCUUGGAGAGGGGACUUUGAGAAUAAAUACAGCGGUAAUGGAGCCGCAGGUGCAUUCCACUGGAUUCUGUAGGACCCUUAGAGGUCUCAGGCAGUGCAGACAGUCUAGCGAAAGGAGAUGCUAAUAUCCUGCCUGUUUUCUAUAGGGACCUCUUAGAGUGUCUAAGUCAAAAUGUGUAAAAAGAGAGUAGCCGGUGAAACCGAGGAGGUGGAAGCAGGAGGAAAAGGGUGCAUGAUGCAUGAGACAAGAUCCCCACUCUCAUAUUUUGGAGAGACUCGGUUCCAUCCCUUGCCAUCGAUUGCAGUUUAGAAUAUUGUCUGGAACCAGUUCUGCUGCUGUUAAGUGCUGAAGGGCUUUAUGCUGACAACUUUUUUUUAUAAUAUUUUAUUUAUUUAAUGCCCUUAGUUUACAUCAGUUCUAUACUCCCAGGAACUGGUUAACCAUUGCUUAAUGGAUAAAUCACAGCAAGCGGUCUUAACCCAUUCGAUGUGGCUUUAUUACUUUAACGUAUCUAGAUAGUGAACCAUAGCUAGCCAUCUGGUUACAUUCACGAGUGGAAUCUGCUAUAAUUACUUGACCUUGUUACGGCUAUCGUUACUUUGUCGUGGCUACAUAUAACUCUAAGAUAUUGAUCUCUAGAACACAAAAUACUCCACAAAAGGGCUUACUGACUCAAGGCAAAACAUGAUCCAUGUUACUGCCCCCAGAAUAACAAAAAAGGAUAAGUUAUAUUGCAUUAUAACACAGAUUUAAUGAAUGCGAACAUCCCAGGAGGACAUAAAGAGAUGGACAGAGCUCCAGGAUAACCAAAAGUCUAUACAAGCUAUAAUGCCAGACUGUUGAAAUGCCAGGCUUGUUUUCAUUGUUGCUAUGGUAACAAGAAAUGAAAUAAUUAAAUUUUAUUAUAAGCACAUAAGAAAGAGAGGGUUUAAAGGGUUUGGAAGCAGAGCUAGAGUUCUGGAGUGUGCCAGUUAUUUCAUUCACAGAUGUCAUAUUGAAAGUACAUUACUGAGGAAUGAAAAAUGCCCAGAAUAGGCAAAUUAUCAAAUAUAUGGAGUAUGUAGGGGUAAUGUAUAAACUGCUAAAUGUUGAGCAAUCACCAUGGAAACAAAUGGAAUGUGUUCUUUUAUUGCUACAGUAAGCCAGAAUUGUCCAUAAUACAUACACCCAUGGUGUUCCAAGAAGGAGUAAGAAUUCAUUAGUCAUUAACCUGGUCCCUGAUAAUCCCCAUUUAGUUACUUACUCCCUUCCAUGUUGCUCACCUUUUUAAACCUUAUGGGGAUCGGGGGAUAAAUGUUCAGAAAUAACCUGGUUUCUAAACACAAUUGGUGCUUAGCAGGCAUUGCUUGACUUACUUACACCCAGCAGCCUCUCGUGGACCUGCCAUUUAAGCUCUGCCCAAAGGGUGAAUCUAUUGUAAAAUCCAGGAGCCAGAUAUUUAGGAAGUCCUCAUCUUCUGCUCCCAGUCUCUUUAGAUGACCAAAAAUAAACAGUACACCUUAUGGACAAGGCUGGAGAGCUAAUGAUCACAUACAAUAAUGAUAAUAUCAAAGCAUUUUACAUAAUAGAAACUUUCAGUUUCUCGUUAAACAUAUUUAAAGGUGGCCUUGUAUUUAAAUGGUGUUAUCACCCAUCUCAGUGAUAAUUAAAUGUUUAUUUUGGGAAGUCCCUUACCAGGCUACUAUUUGAGAACAUCCACAGGAUGCAAAUUGCUAGUCCACAUUCAUUUUCACACAUUUGAACUAUUUCCCAGUUCUUGGGUAUUUACAAACAUAUGGUGUUGGAUAGAUCCUACCCAGAUACUUACCUUGAACCAUAGAACGCUCUUAACUAGAGUCCAGGAAUCACAUCUAGUGUCCUAUACUUAUCACUGUUAAAUAAAAUCAGCCCGGCAAUUUGUGUUCUGUAGUAAUGAUGCCAGUGAGCCACACUGGCACCAAUCAUACCUUCAUGUUUGUACCCUGAAUGUUCCAGCCACUAACACAUAAUGAAUAAGGGUAACGAAGGGACGUGCAGAUAGAUGGCCACACUCUGAAGUCCGAAUGUCACUAAGAAAGACUAAACGGAAGUUUAUACAUGCCUGACAUAGUUGUAGAGACCGAGAGGAAAGGCUUCCAGCAUGUUUGUACAAGUGAAACAUUGAUUCAAGGAUAGGAGAUGCUAUGGGGUCUGAUUUUGUUUGGCAUGUAAGCCAAGCCUAAGCCAUAGGCACUAAUACUCUCAGCUGCUAUAAGCCAGGUACUAAUAGGUUGAAUCUGUUGUAUCCAAUGAUAGACAGGGGGGUUCUGCAGAUCCAGAGGAGAAAGGGCUAUGAGGGGGUUAGUUCUCGGGGGCUCGAGAUACCUUGAAGGCUGUCCUCACUGAGUUUGUAUAUUUGUAAGGGAGGUAUUCUGCCUCCAACUGCUCUGACUUGAACUGAUUAUUUAUUUACUCAUUAUGAAAAGAUUUUUCUUUUAUUUAUUAGGAUUUGUGUUGUUUUUUCUGAGUUUGUCAUUAUUUUUCCCUUUUUUUUUUCUUUUUUGGUGUGGAAAAUUUAUGCUUAUAAAAAAUAAAGAUGAUGAGGACGCACGAACGCCA
Molecule: messenger RNA, 14681 nt
Organism: Pelobates fuscus (common spadefoot toad)
Lineage: Eukaryota; Metazoa; Chordata; Amphibia; Anura; Pelobatidae
Gene: SPEG
Product: striated muscle enriched protein kinase
Exons: 41
Coding region: 522-12104 (3860 amino acids)
Biological process (GO): protein phosphorylation
Molecular function (GO): protein binding; protein kinase activity; ATP binding
Source: RefSeq, a predicted model, not a curated record